CUCUAUGACGCCAAAAUGGUGGAUCCAGGUGCUUGGUAAACAAAAAACAAAAAUGUAAUGAGACAUCAUUGUUCCUUAGAUUCAACGUAUUUGAUUACUAAAAACCAUCGACAGAUCCAGAAAAGAUGACUUCUAAAAAGAUUGUACAGAAGAAAGAGGUUGAACCUUUGUUGUUUGAGACAAAUUUAACCUUUCAUCCAGAAGAUAAAAAUGCAUCUAGAUCAAUUUAUUUCCCAGAUGAAGAUGACAUUAUGGAUGAUUUUGAAGAGGAAAUUUUGGAAAUAGAGGAGAAAAAGAGGAGACACGUUUCCUUACUCUGGCAGGAUCUUCUGUUACUGACAUUUGAUUUUCUGCAGAUUUUUGCCUUACUACAAAGCAUGGCAUUAAGGUGGACUUGGUCAGGGAGCUGGAUAGCAAAGUCAUAUUUCUUCUUCUUAUUCAACCUUGAUGUCUGGGAGUUCAUGAAGGUCUACAAAGAUGCUUAUGUCAGUACGCAGAGUUACUACACUCCUAGUGCCACUGUACCAAUGAGUUAUUCUACAUUUGCCCUGGCUGGAGGGGGAUGUAUACUGUUUUUGAUUGGUAUAUUUGUUGCUGUUUACCUUAUAUUAUGGGUUAGGAAAGAUCGUCAGUUUCUAAGCAAAACAGCAUGGAUGAGAAGGAUAUAUUUGAUAUUUGUCCAGCUCCUUACUCUACCUAUUGGUGUAGGUGUUGGACAUAUAUUCCAUUGUAAUGGUGAUAAGAAUGUGGAUGUAAUGAAUAACAUUGGUUGUUUCCAAGGAAGUCACUGGGGUUACCUUGUGUUUGGUAUAUUUUUUUACAUUGUUUUAUUUUUGGUUGUUCCAAUUUACAUAAUAUACAGGUCAAGAACUGAAGCAAUGGGGUCAUGUUCCAAACACCACGAGGCAUACUUACUUUUAAAGGAGACAGAAUACAAGAUUGGUUUGAACAAAGUUUGGCUGCACAGUGAUAUUUACUUUUUUUCAUCAUUUCGUUACUGGGGUAUUUACUACAGAGCAAUCUUGCAGCUUGUAAAGUUGUCACUGGUUAUAGUGUUUAUAGCAGGAUUUCACAACGUUAAGGGGCAAGCAACAGCUGUCACAAUCCUGCUGUUUUUAUAUGCCUUGUUAUUUGUCAUUGUACGACCAUUCAGGUUAAUAUGUUUUAACAUAUUGUUGAUAAUGACUUUCAUAAGUCUUGGAGCAGCAGGAAUUAUCGGAACAUUAGAAACAUCCUAUAAUGCCUAUACUUUGGACAAUCCAUGGCUUCUUCCUCAGUACAGCCGAUGGUUGAUAAUGGUUACUAUUCUGGUAUGGCUUCUUACUUGGCUGUGUGUUACUAUGUACCUGAUUGUUAACCAGUGUCUAUACCGCUGUCACUGUAAACAUAUACCUAUAUGGCCAACAUUUUCAACAUCCACUGAAGGACAACUGAGUCAGGAAUCUAGGAAGUUUCUGAAAAUGUUUUUACGUGCAAAAAUACUACUGAAGAAGAUGUAUGAUUAUCCUGUAAUGUUUGCUCCCGUCCACACCCUCUCUAAGCAGAUACAGAUAUUGAAUGCUUAUGUCAGAGAGGCAGAAUACUUAGGUGAUGCUCUACAUGGAACCAUGUUAGAUUUACUAGAUGAGAUCAUAGAAGUUCAUUCCAACAUGUGUCAGAAAUCUUUGUUUGCAGAAAGCGUUAAAGAUUCAAUUCGAAAUACAGCAAGACAGUUCCUGGCUGUGAUGCCAGCAUUUGCUAAGAGAUUAGCACAGAGAGAUUAUGAUUUUAUCUUGAUAAAUCCAAUGAAAAGAAGAAUGCUAUUAAAAAUGUAUUGCAUGGGGAUAUUCCUAAAUGGUAGAAGUGAAAGAGUUGCUAAACAGAAAGUACUUACCAAACCAGAGUUACAGAGGAUCUGGAACGAACCAUCCAUGUUAGAAUUUCAAGAAGAAGAUGGUUAUUAUGAAGAUCUGUAUCCUGAUCCUGUAGAUAUGUCAGACUCUGACAGUGUUGACUUGUCUGUCUCAGAAUUAGAGGAAGAAGACGACUUUAUGGAUAUGCUUGGUCAGAUGCAUGAAAUUGAGGAGAUCAAUCUGAACAAUGCAAGAAUUGUUACAGAGAAGGCAAGACAAAAGAGUGCAGGUACACCUAGAAGUCAGUCUUCUUCUUCAGUGAGACCAUCAUCAGCUUCCAGCCAAAGGCAUUCUACAACAUCAGUUAGGCCAUCAUCUGCUGCAAGUCAAAGGCAAGUAACUCCUGUGCCACCUUAUGCAAGGCCCGGCUCAGCUGGUUCCCUACAGCAGACUGGUUCCCGUCCAAGUUCCUCACAGUUGAGACCAGGAUCAGGAACAUCUGGCAGAGGUGCUAUCAAUGCUGGUUUUGAAGAUGAAAAAGUUUCACUUCCUGGAUCUAUUGACUUAAAUGAUGAAAAGCCAGGGAAAGAUAAUCCAACAUUUACAGUUGUUGAUGAAGAGAAUGAUGAUAAAGGAAGUCAAUUAGAUAUUGUAAAAUCUGCUGGAGAAGUCAUUGACAUGAACCAAGGGACAACAGAAAAAGGAAAGAAGAAAAACAGAAAAAAGAAGAAGAAACAUUCUGUACCAGAUUCAGAGGCUUAAAUGACAUGUUUAUUUUCCCUUGUUAUUGAAUAUUUGAGUGGCUGGUCCACAUUUUAUUUUUAUAUUAUUUAUACUUAUAUAUUUAUAUUGAAAAGUUUUAGAUAACUUUAUUGUAUUAUAAGCAGCAAUGUGAUAAUCAGUUUUCCGUCCAAUUUUAUUUUAUCCUGCAUAUGAUGAGAGGAUAUAGGUCACAUGAAACGUUUGUUAAUUAUUUCUGCUUUAUUUAUUAUUGACAAUUUAAAAGUAAAAUCAUUCUGUUACCCAAAUAAAAAAUAGAGAUAAAGGGAGAUAAUUUCCCAAAUAUUAAAUAUGACCCUGACCUAGUAAACAAUUCAUAUACAUGGCUAUAUCACACAAAUAUUACUUUAUGAAACAUUUGAGAUGAAAUCGAAAUCAUUUUAAAAAAGACAGUGGAUAGCAAAAAAAUGCACUUCUUUUCAGUCAAUAUGAAUUUUUUAAUGUGAUGAAAGAAUUGUAUAAUAUAUUGUAUCAGUAAUCAUAUAAACCGAAUUUGGACUUUUUUUUUACAAAGAUCUUACAUUUUUGUUAAUGUUUAGUGUUAUUUUAACAAUUUUCUUUAAAGAAAAUCUUUAGUUUUAACAUGUAAAAGACCCACUUGUAUUUACAAGCACUGUAGUUAAUUUAACACAUCAUAUUAUUAAAAAAAAAAUUGCAUUCACUUCAGUGAACAUGAUCUAGGUGAAAUUAACUAUCUUCCUUUUAAGAGUGUAAUGUUAUAUGUAUUGGUACUUAUUAACAUCUUACUUUAAAAAAUUUAAAGAUUAUGAUCAAAUUGUGAAAAAAAUAAUGUGAUAGUUUUAUUGCCAUCAAUUCUGUUUUGUUAUUUUCUCAUAUAAUUGACAACAGAAAAGAUCAACUUAAAAAAGUAUAAGGGUUAAUAAGAUUAAGUUCCCAAAGUUGUUGACCUAUUGAAUUGAUUAUUUAGUCCAAAUGAAAUGAGAUGUCUAUGAAAAGUUUAACUAAGUAUUGUCAAUUAAACGGACCAGUUAAUGCAGUCUUUUGUCAUAACCUUAUCAAUAUUGUAUUUGCAUGAAGAUAAUCAUUCAUAACUUUACAUGUAAUUUAUAAGAUAAGUGCUACAUCUGUAUUGCUGAUCAAAAUAAAACUUUGGAAUGCUGUCCUCUACAUGCCUUUGAAUGCAAAAAUUUUAGCUUAAGGUUUGAUAGUUAUUUUUUGCAAAUUAAUAAAAAUAGAUUAAAUGAAAAUACCAGUUAAAGCAUUUUUUAAUUCAAAGUUGUUACCUGCAAAGUAAUGAUAAUGUGAAGUGAUGCAUGUUUUAAUCAAACAAGUUGUUACAAUAUUUCUUGAACAGUACUAUGCAAUGAAAUUUGUUUUUAUCUAAAAUAUGCAAUAAAUGUACACUUUUCAUAAUAAAAGUUCUUCAAGUUUCAA
This is a messenger RNA of Mytilus californianus (California mussel), 4007 nucleotides long. RefSeq lists its product as uncharacterized. The coding region runs from base 126 to 2594 and encodes 822 amino acids. NCBI's taxonomy places the organism in Eukaryota, Metazoa, Mollusca, Bivalvia, Mytilida, Mytilidae. The transcript has 10 exons. The record is from RefSeq and is a predicted model, not a curated record.